This is a messenger RNA of Emys orbicularis (European pond turtle), 1410 nucleotides long. RefSeq names its product NKD inhibitor of WNT signaling pathway 1 (gene NKD1). The record is from RefSeq and is a predicted model, not a curated record. Gene Ontology annotation, molecular function: calcium ion binding. Gene Ontology annotation, biological process: negative regulation of Wnt signaling pathway. Gene Ontology annotation, cellular component: cytoplasm. The transcript has 10 exons. The coding region runs from base 1 to 1410 and encodes 469 amino acids. NCBI's taxonomy places the organism in Eukaryota, Metazoa, Chordata, Testudines, Emydidae.
AUGGGGAAACUUCACUCGAAACAUGCUGCCGUUUGUAAACCCAGAGAAAGUCCAGAAGGUGAUAGUUUUGCAGUGAACGCCUCCCUGGCUCGGAAAGGGAUUGAGGACUGGAUGGUGAAGCAGAAAUACUUCGGUAGCAGCGGGGGCAGCAGUACGGGACUGCUGCCGGGCUGCCAGCACCGGGCUGUUUGCAGGCUCUCCAGCACCAGGGAUCCGUCUGGUGAAGGUUACAGAGAAACAAUUGGUGAUGAACACUUUCGUCUAGAAGUGGCUUUGCCUCCAGAGAAGACAGAUGGAGUUUGCAGUGGAGAUGAAAAGAAAGCUGGGAAAGAAAGUGACACACGAACAAGUUCCAGGAAACAACUAAAAUUUGAAGAAUUGCAAUGUGAUGUGUCUGUAGAGGAAGAUAACAGGCAAGAAUGGACCUUCACACUGUAUGACUUUGAUAACAACGGAAGAGUCACACGUGAGGACAUUACAAGCUUGCUUCAUACCAUCUAUGAGGUAGUUGAUGCAUCAGUAAACCACUCCCCUAGUUCCAGUAAAACUCUGCGAGUGAAGCUUACUGUGGCACCUGAUGGAAGUCAGAAGAAAAAGAGUAUCUUACUAAACCCUGCUGAUUUGCAGAGCUCUAGGCACAGAGCUGAGAGCAAAGCCAGUGAAGAACUGAGAAGCUCUGAAAAGAAGCAACGGGCUUCUCUCAGAUAUCACCCCAGUGACAACACUCCUGAGCAAAGCGGGUGCUAUCGCCAUUGCGUGGAUGAGAACAUUGAAAGGAGAAACCACUAUUUGGAUCUUGCAGGAAUAGAAAACUAUACAUCGAAAUUUGGGCCAGGAUCUCCUCCAGCAGCUCAGAAAUAUGACCCACCAAAUAGAGUUGUGAAUCAGACUAGAUCCCGCUCUCAUGAACCUGAAAUCUUCCAUGCCCACCACAGGAAAUCUCAAGUGGUGGACCCCAGCCACAUCAAUUUGGCUGAUGCCUCAUACGCCAAGAUUGCAGAAAUACAACAAAGGCUGCGCAAUCAGGACUCAAACAAGCACUUUGUUAGGUCUCCCAAGGUCCAGAGCAAAAAUGUAGCCUCUGUUCACCCUGGAAGGGCAGUAAGGAAUAAACCUCUUCAAGGUGCAUCCAUGCCGAUGGCUUCCCCAACUGCACGGGUGGGCCAGAAUCUUCCUUACCUCCCCAUGCAGUCCCAGCAGGCUCACAAGAAACAUAAGCAGAGGGCAAAGGAGAAUCAUCAAAUGUGCAAAACCUUCCAUUCUCCGGGGACAGUUUUGGAAAAAGAGCAGGUGAGAGACCUGCCCACAGUCAUUUUAUAUGAAGGCCAAGUUGGACAAAUGAUCCAGAGACACGAACACCAUCACCACCAUGAGCAUCACCACCACUAUCAUCACUUCUACCAGACAUAA